Molecule: messenger RNA, 1614 nt
Organism: Paramecium tetraurelia
Lineage: Eukaryota; Ciliophora; Oligohymenophorea; Peniculida; Parameciidae
Exons: 5
Biological process (GO): protein phosphorylation
Cellular component (GO): cytosol
Molecular function (GO): eukaryotic translation initiation factor 2alpha kinase activity; ATP binding
Source: RefSeq, a predicted model, not a curated record
AUGAAUAGUAAUAAUGAAAAGGCGAAGAUUGACUCAAUAAUAGAUUAAUUCUAUGGGUUUAAAGUUAUUGAGGAAGUGCCAGAAGAGGAAAGACACUUUGAUUAGGUAGUUUCAUAACCAGAUUAAACAUAAAUUUAAAAGAUGCUUGAUGAUAGUUUGCAAAAAAGAUAAGAAUUUAUCUAAAACAAUGACUGCAAGGAAUAUUCAUAAAUGUUAAUAAUAUCUUAGAUAAGAAUGGAUUUUACGAAUGACGAUCCCUUUCUUAAACAUCUUAUGAAUGUCGAGAAAGCAAUAAAGAAGGCAAUCAGAAAUAUUUUAUUGCAAUUAUAGAAACUAGAAAAUAAACAACAAUUUAAAGAGGCUUGUGAUAAAUUGAUAAAGAUAUUUUAUCAAGAUAUUAAUAUCGGAUUUAUCACAUCAACUGGAUAAAUAAAAUCAACAGCCUAUGCUUUUAUUCUUAAAUCAAUAAUAGAAUUAAUAAACAGAAAGAAAAUUAAUUUAUAAUUUAAAAAGAUUCCUCUUAAAAUAACCUUAACAUUCUUUGCAAUAGAUUCUCUUUAGCAAAUAAUACCAGCAUAAAAACUAUAUGAUCCUAGAAGUGCAUUUAUUAGAAAUAACAAAUUUUUUAAUGAUUACAUAAUACUGUCCUAAACAAAUCAAGACGAACUAAGGAGUGGCGUAUCAAUCUUCUUUGUGUACAGACCAGAAGAUGAUUAAAUAUAUGCUUUAAAACGAAGCAAACUUCAAGCCACUCAACUUGAUUUUUUUUCUGUAUUUUCUACAACUGCAUCAAAUACCCCAAUAACCCCAGAUAUUCGAAAGAUUAGAGAAGCCAAAAUACUUUCUAAGUUAACUCAUCCAAAUAUCCUGAGACUUUUUGCAUGGUGGAUCGAACAAACAAACGAUGGCUAUUAUCUAUAUAUGUAACUUGAAUAUUGUUCCUUUCCUGGUUAUAAAUAUUAACCAACUGACUUGUUAACAUUUUCUUAUUAUUAUUUAAAUGUUAUGCAGAAUGCAGAAAAAAUACAUAAAAUUAAAUCCAUUUUAAAUCAAAUAUUAGAUGGUCUAGAAUACAUUCAUUAAAGAGGGAUUAUACAUAGAGAUUUAAAACCUGAAAACAUUUUUGUCACUAUCAACAUUAAAGGCGAUUUAUAAGUUGUUUUAGCAGAUUUUGAUUAGGGAAAAGAUGUUAGAGAAGAAAAGCUAUCCACAAUGACUGAUGAAAGACUUCCUUAAGAAGAACUCAAUUCUAUUACGUCUCAAAAUACCAUAACAACAGGCACUUGUGGAUAUUAGACUGCAAAUUAUAUUAAGGAUUCUCAUUAUGGCAUGGCAGAUGAAUUCUAUGCCAUAGGAAUAAUUUUAUUGCACCUUGUAAUUGCUUUUCCAGGAGAACCAAAAAACAGAAAUCAUUAUGCAAAGACAUUUGUGAUGGCAAAUCGUGCAGAAGACGUAUUAUCAUUAUUUGAUACUUGGGCUAAUAAGUUUGUUAAAAACAAAAGUAUCGAUUUUUCAUUCACCCAUUAUAAAAAUGUAAUGGAUCUAGCCAAAUUAUUGACAAGCUCAAGAAAAUUAACUCAUGAUGAUGUGAGAAAAAUGAUCAAUGAAUUAUGA